This is a messenger RNA of Chiloscyllium plagiosum (whitespotted bambooshark), 1912 nucleotides long. Lineage: Eukaryota; Metazoa; Chordata; Chondrichthyes; Orectolobiformes; Hemiscylliidae. The record is from RefSeq and is a predicted model, not a curated record.
CGCUCGUAGAUGCUUUUGCAUGGUCCUAUCAUUAACCCUCCCAUCGUCACUGCUGAAAUAACUCCACAAUGGUUGGUAUCCUGUCACCAAGUUCCCCUUUAUUUACACAUGCAUAGUACAUGACAAUGACUCAGCUAGUACAGAGCAGGCCCACGCAGUGAGCAGAAUCCCUGACCCUUCUGUUUAUAUGUCAGCCAGGGCUUCCUGAUUGGGGCUGUUAACCUAGUCCUAUCAGGGAACUCCUAGUUUAGGAGAUCCGCCUGGCUGAUCUUGUUGGAAUCACUACAGCUUCACCUCCAUCUAACUGAGUUGAUGUGAAACUCUCUCCGACCUUGCUCAGUGAUGGUCAUAAUAGUCGCUACUCAUUACUUUCAUCUUGCCUUCUCUCAAUGCUUCUCUUUCAGGAAAUCCUCCGAGCCGGUGAUACCAAUCACGACGGUCAACUCGACCUGGCAGAGUUCAUCGAGUAUCUGCGGCAACAUGAGAAAAAACUCAAGCUGAUGUUUAAGAGCCUGGACCAGAACAAUGAUGGUCAGAUCGAUGCCUAUGAAGUUCAGCACACACUCUCAACCCUUGGAAUCACGAUCACACUGAAACAAGCAGAGAGGAUCUUGCAAAGCAUGGAUAAAGACGGGACAAUCACUGUCGACUGGAAUGAAUUUCGAGACCAUUUCAUCUUCAAUCCAUUAACCAACAUGGAGCAGAUUGUUGAACAUUGGAAACAUUCAACGUUCAUGGACAUUGGGGAGUCCCUGACUAUUGUGGAUGAGUUCUCAGAGAGCGAGAGGAAGACUGGCUCGUGGUGGAGGCAGCUCCUGGCAGGAGCUAUGGCAGGUGCAGUGUCACGCACCUGCACUGCUCCCCUGGACCGACUUAAAAUCUACAUGCAGGUCUUUGCAGCCAAGCAGAAGUUAAACAUGCCUGGCGUGUGGAUGAUGAUGGUGAGAGAAGGAGGUUUCUCAUCUCUGUGGCGAGGGAAUGGAGUUAAUGUCCUGAAAAUCACCCCAGAGACAGGCAUCAAGUUUAUGGCUUACGAGCAGUAUAAAAAGUUAUUUACGACCUCACACUCCACACUCGAGGUGCACGAACGCUUUGUGGCAGGUUCACUUGCUGGUGUCACCAGCCAGACUCUGAUCUAUCCGAUGGAGGUGCUGAAGACCAGGAUGGGUCUUGGAAAGAGUGGCCAAUAUAUGGGAAUCUUUCACUGUGCCCAGAAGAUGCUCAGGACAGAAGGCCCACGUGCAUUUUUCAAAGGAUACAUCCCAAAUGUUAUUGGAAUCAUUCCUUAUGCCGGGAUUGAUCUUGCUGUCUAUGAGACCGUGAAGAACAAAUACUUACAAACCUACGGCCAUUCCAGUACUGAUCCUGGAGUCUUUGUGCUGCUUGCCUGUGGCACCAUCUCCAGUACUUGUGGUCAACUCGCAAGCUACCCACUGGCACUCGUACGGACUAGGAUGCAAGCACAAGCUGUCAUCAAAAAUGAGCCCCAGCUCACCAUGAUCCAGCAGUUUACCCGGAUAGUGCAAGGUGAAGGCUGGUCUGGCCUGUACCGAGGAAUUACCCCCAACUUCAUGAAGGUGAUCCCUGCUGUGAGCAUCAGCUACGUUGUCUAUGAAUAUAUGAAAUUCUUCCUGGGUGUCACCUCGAAGUAAUGGGGUACCAAGACCCUUGGCUGAUGGACAAUUCUUCUCUAUUUUGUUCCUGUGUUCUCUCUAAGCAAAAAGAACUCCAGAAAAUUACCGCAUGCUAGCCAAACUGAAGAUGAAUGUCCUCUCUGAACUCAACAGUUACCUCCAGUCUUAAAUCCUCCUUUUUAUUUGAUUGUGCAAUUUUCCAAUCACCAAAACCUCACUGUAUUGUUCUCAGGGCAGCUUUCCUUUGCAUUGCUGCCUUCGAUCAAGUCAGGGAAAUG